CGCAAGGCUGGAGGGAGUGCAGCCGCCGCCGCCGCUGCACAUGGGCCGGCCCCGCCGCUGCCGCCGCCCCUAGCCCAGGCGGCCCCGGUCUCACAGCUUCCUGCGGCUCCGGUCAUCCGACCAGCCAUGUCUCUCGGCGGAGCCUCCGAGCGCAGCGUCCCGGCCACCAAGAUUGAAAUUACCGUGUCCUGCCGGAACCUGCUAGACCUCGAUACCUUCUCCAAGUCCGACCCGAGUAGGCGGCUCCAGGACCGGGAGGGGCAACUUGGGGUCUGGUUCGGACGGACCGAGGUGAUUGACAACACGCUGAACCCGGACUUCGUGCGCAAAUUCGUCCUCGACUAUUUCUUUGAAGAAAAGCAAAAUCUGCGCUUUGAUGUGUACAACGUCGACUCCAAAACCAACAUCUCCAAACCGAAGGAUUUCCUGGGACAAGCCUUCCUGGCCCUGGGAGAGGUGAUUGGAGGCCAGGGCAGCCGCGUGGAGAGACCCCUCACGGGUGUGCCAGGCAAGAAGUGUGGGACCAUAUUGCUGACUGCAGAGGAGCUUAGCAAUUGUCGGGACAUUGUCACCAUGCAGCUGUGUGCAAACAAGCUGGACAAGAAGGACUUCUUUGGGAAAUCAGACCCCUUCCUUGUGUUCUACAGGAGCAAUGAGGAUGGCACGUUCACCAUCUGCCACAAGACAGAGGUUGUAAAAAACACGCUGAAUCCUGUGUGGCAGCCCUUCAGCAUCCCUGUGCGGGCACUGUGCAAUGGAGACUAUGACAGAACAGUGAAGAUUGAUGUGUAUGACUGGGAUCGGGAUGGAAGCCAUGAUUUCAUUGGUGAGUUCACCACCAGCUACCGGGAGCUGAGCAAGGCCCAGAACCAGUUCACAGUGUAUGAGGUUCUUAACCCUCGGAAGAAAUGUAAGAAGAAGAAAUAUGUCAACUCGGGAACUGUGACGCUGCUCUCCUUCUCUGUGGACUCUGAAUUCACUUUUGUUGAUUACAUCAAGGGAGGGACACAGCUGAACUUCACAGUAGCCAUUGACUUCACAGCUUCCAAUGGGAAUCCCCUGCAGCCUACCUCCCUGCACUACAUGAGUCCUUACCAGCUCAGCGCCUACGCCAUGGCCCUCAAGGCAGUGGGAGAGAUCAUCCAGGACUAUGACAGUGACAAGCUCUUCCCAGCUUAUGGCUUUGGAGCCAAGCUGCCCCCAGAGGGACGGAUCUCCCACCAGUUCCCCCUGAACAACAAUGAUGAGGACCCCAACUGUGAGGGCAUCGAUGGUGUGCUGGAGAGCUAUUUCCAGAGCCUGCGCACAGUACAGCUCUAUGGGCCCACCUAUUUUGCACCUGUCAUCAACCAGGUGGCCAGGACUGCAGCCAAGAUCUCAGAUGGUUCCCAGUACUAUGUUCUGCUCAUCAUCACUGAUGGCGUCAUCUCUGACAUGACACAGACCAAGGAAGCCAUCGUCAGCGCCUCCUCACUUCCCAUGUCUAUCAUUAUUGUCGGUGUGGGACCAGCCAUGUUUGAGGCAAUGGAAGAGCUGGAUGGUGAUGAUGUGCGCGUGUCCUCUAGGGGACGCUAUGCAGAGCGGGACAUCGUUCAGUUCGUCCCAUUCCGAGACUAUGUCGACCGGUCGGGGAACCAGGUGCUGAGCAUGGCCCGACUGGCCAAGGAUGUGUUGGCUGAGAUCCCAGAGCAGUUGCUGUCCUAUAUGCGCACCAGGGACAUCCAGCCUCGACCCCCACCCCCUGCCGACGCCAGCACAACCCCAGCUCCAGAGCAGCCCUGAGGAUUCCACAUAUCCAAUGCCUAAUAGUCUGCUCACCUGCUCACUCACCAUUGCUUCUGCUGGAAGCCAGGGGCACCUGGAGUCUGAACCUUAUCAGGAGGGCCAGCUUAGAGGAUCGGUGCUGGUUGGCAAGCCCUUUGCCCCCUCAUCUGCAGAAGGGCCUGGCACUUCACCACCUCCCUGCCUUCAUGCCAAUAAUAAAGCUGAUCUUUAUUCCAA
This is a messenger RNA of Carlito syrichta (Philippine tarsier), 2001 nucleotides long. RefSeq names its product copine family member 9 (gene CPNE9). The coding region runs from base 127 to 1782 and encodes 551 amino acids. Gene Ontology annotation, molecular function: calcium-dependent phospholipid binding. Gene Ontology annotation, cellular component: plasma membrane. The transcript is spliced from 20 exons. NCBI's taxonomy places the organism in Eukaryota, Metazoa, Chordata, Mammalia, Primates, Tarsiidae. The record is from RefSeq and is a predicted model, not a curated record. Gene Ontology annotation, biological process: cellular response to calcium ion.